Molecule: messenger RNA, 4356 nt
Organism: Entrophospora candida
Lineage: Eukaryota; Fungi; Glomeromycota; Glomeromycetes; Entrophosporales; Entrophosporaceae
Source: the annotation of a GenBank genome assembly
AUGACAUCUACAUCAACUAAAACUGCAUCAACUGGUGGAUUAACUAGUACAACAACAAAAAAUGACAUUAAAAAUUAUGAUGAUUUAUUAAAAAGGUUAUUGGAAUCCGAAUUAGACAAUGAAUUGAGUAUAUCAUCUACUGAAAAGUUUGAAGGACAUUUACCUCCUGAACUUGAAGCAGCCUUAGAAGAUUCAGAUCAAGCUGAAAAAUAUUUGAAUGAUUUAAAAAAGAAUUUAGGAACUACCGGCUUAUCUGAUGCUAUGGGAAGAGCUCUUGACUUAUUACACAAUGACAAUUCCAUGUCAAAUAGCUCAAUUUCACGUCUUGUGAAUGGUGUUUCUUCAUUGGUUGACAUUGAAAUAAGUUUUAACCAAUUACGCAUAUCGGAGCUGGAUCUCCCAACUAUUCCUGAAAGUUCUAUUAAAACUGCUGUCUUGGAAUUAUAUAAACUUCAGGAAGACUUGCAAAUCCAUUUACAGGGUGGUCCAUUGUCUGAUCCAUCAACUUUAGGUACUCAACGAAGGAAAGGCGUUUCAGAUCUUCUCGAAAGAGUUAUGAAAGAAACUGCAUUAUAUGAAGAAUUUGUAAAUAAAGCCCAACAUUUAAACUUGGAAAGAAUUUUAAACGAAUCAGAAGAUUCGAGUGAUGAAGAUUUUAUUGAUUCUGAAACUAUAGAUACGGAAUCAGGAACACAUAUAUUUGAGGAUUCGUUAUCAGAUACUACUCGUAAAUCUGGCGCAACUUACGCUGCAUCAUCAUUAUCAUCAACUCGUUUUUUAAGAGCCCCCGAUCAAAGUUUUUCACGACUUUCUUCAGCGUCAGUUGCAUCAAUUCGAUCAUACUCUUCCUCUAGCAGGCAUUCACAAUCAACACAAUCUGUUUUAGAUCUUGAAGAAUUAGGAUUACUUGUUCCACCUGAACCAUGGGAAGCAUUUAGAUGGUCACCAUUAAUAAAAGUCUCUGAACAUUUAUUCUCUCACAAUGUUACUCAAAGUGCUGGCUUAGCUACAGUUUUUGCUGUGGGAAAUAUAAUUGCUAUUGGCACAACACGUGGAUUGAUAUUAGUCUAUGAUUAUUCAAAUUUAAAAUAUGUUUUUGGCAAUUCUUCAGAUGCUUUAGAAUAUGGUUCAGUUACAUCUCUUGCUAUCUCUUCUGAUAAUACCCAAAUUGUUAGUGGUCAUGCAAGCGGUCAUAUUUUUAUAUGGGAUAUUCAACGAUCUACAAGUCCUGUUACAACAAUAUUGCCUAUUUCAGAAUCUCUUGCAUUUGCUGGAAGAAAAGAAGGUCAUAUCAGUGGUUCUGCAAUUUUACAUGUUGGAUUUGUCGGCGCUCGAAAAAAUUGUAUUGUUUCAGGAGAUGAUUGUUUUAUGAUGGUAAAUCGUAUAGAAACAAUUCGUAUUCUUGGUAGAUAUUCAUUACCAAAACCACAAACAGAUUCUCGCACUGCAGCAAAACAAAAAAGACCUAGUACGGUUUUUGGUUUAGCCCCAUUACCUCUUGGGCAAAUCUCACAUGUUUCGGAGAGCUUUGGACUAGUAGCCAUAUUAACACCUUAUAAGCCGACAGCUCAAACACAAUAUAAAUAUUUAAAGCCAAAAAAUAAUCCAAAUGACGCUAUGUCUACAUCGAAUACCUUUUCUGGCUGUCUAGCUUGGUAUCCUGCUGUUAAAUCUCAACUUACUCGAGACCCUUUACUUGCAUAUUCAUGGGGUAACCAUUUACACAUCGUAACGGUCACUUCUGCAUCAUCAUAUUCUGAUGCUUCCAAUAAAAAAAAGAGGAGGCCUGAUCGUGAAAAUCGGUUGGAAUUUAUUAAAAUUGGUGAAUGGAAGGCUAAAAAUGGGAUUGUUGGAUUACAAUGGCUUUCUCCGCAUGGUGUUAAUCAAAUUUAUGUGGGCACUUUACUAUCAUGGAAUGAUAGAAUAGAUGCGUUUGUUCAAUCUGGUGAUUUUCUUGAAGCAAUAUCUUUAGCCACAUUAUUUUAUAAUGGUAGCUCAUCACAAACAAUUCUUGGUUUACCAAUCGACGAAGAAAGUCGUCAUGCAAUUGUAGGCGAGGAAUUAAUGAGUUUAUUGAUUGAUUCCAUAAAUCAUGCUUUUUCAAGUGAAAGAACAUUUCAAGGUAUGAUCGAUGAAAAUAAUGGUGGCGGUGGAGGUGUAUUAUUUCAUGAUCUUGCUGUCGGAUGCAUUGAAGCUUGUCUUAGCAUGCAUAAAGAGGAUUUCCUUUUCAAUGAUGUUUACGAAAGGUAUGCUGAAGCUUCUGCUAAAGGAAUUCUACUUGAAGUGUUAGAGCCUUAUAUUCUUGAUAACAAAAUAAAUGAUCUUCCACCAGAAAUAAUGAAGGAUCUGGUAAACCAUUAUGAAACUCACAGAAUGCUUUCACGAAUUGAACAAUGUAUAUGGCGUAUAAAUCCUCAAUGUUUAGACAUAGAUCAGCUGGUUCAAUUAUGUCAAAGUGAAGGUUUAUAUGAUGCAUUAAUCUAUGUUUGGAAUAGAUCGAUGUUUGAUUAUGUUAGCCCUGCUGUUGAAUUACUCGGUGUCAUAAGAAAAGUUUUAUCUUUAGAAAAACGUCAUAAAAAGAAAAAACACAGACAUUCUCACAAUAGCAGCAAUUCAUUUGAUUCAAAUAAGUUCAGUGAAGGAAAUGACCUACAAACAAUGAAGGAAAAUGCCCAUAAAUUUUAUACAUAUUUAAGGAAUAUACUUACCGGUAAUACAUAUCCUAAUGGUGCCCCACUUAGUGAGAUUGAGGCCAAUGAAGCUCGGACAUCUUUAUAUUCAUUUGUGUUUUCAGGCCUUUGUGUUGUAUGGCCAAAAAGUGGCGGCGAAUUGAUUCUUACUGCUGAAAAUAAUCAUAAUGACACCGAACCAACAUAUCCAUAUUUAAGAUUAUUUUUAAAAUAUGACACGAAGGCAUUUUUACAAGCUUUGGAGGAGGCGUUUGAGGAUUCUUAUUUAAAUGGAGUCAUGACAUCUGGUUUUCCUGAAUCGUCAGAAUUUGCACAUUCAGACAUUUCCCAUUUAUAUUGUUUUGUUGCAAGGAAUUUACCUAAAUAUCCACAAUUUUUAUUACUACCACAUUCUACUUUGCACAGGAUACUUGUUUAUCUUAGCAAAGAUAAUGAUUCCCAAACACGCGAAGUAAGACAAUUUGCUGUCGAAUGUUUAUUGUCAAUAUAUACACCAAAUGAUGAAAAUAAAAUGAUUGAGCUAUAUGAAAACGCGGGUUUUUCGAGGGUUCUAGAACACAUUUAUAAAGUUGAUAAAAAAUAUGGUUUACUAAUUACAACAUAUCUUAAAGAUCCAGCACAAAAGAAUGAAGCUUUUAAAUGUAUUGAAGAAUUGUUGGGUCAAGAGAAUAAAUUAACAGAGAAACAACGAGAUGACAUAUUAAAUACAAUAAUGAUGAGGAUCGAAGAAUUUGUUGAGAUUGAUGGGGAAAAAACUGCUUCAAUAAUAAAAACAUAUUUUCGUGGUGAUCACCAAACAGUGAUUACUAAUUUAUCGUCAUCUCCAGCGCGUCUGUUUUUAUAUCUAAGAGGCCUGUUGGAACCUUCUCAAGACGACGAAACAAACAAUUGUCAAUUGGUAAGGAUAAAGUCUGUUAACGAACAAAUAUAUGAUCCAGAAACAUCUGCAGAUGAGUCAUGCCUUGAUCCGGAAAUUCAUGAAAAAUACAUUGCAUUAAUGGGCCAAUUUGAUCCAACUGGUGUCUACCAUUAUUUACAAACCCAUCAAAAUAAAUAUCGAAUAGAAAAUGUACUUCCUAUUUGCGAAUCUUCUGGUACGCUAGAUGCGGUUGUUUGGCUCUUAGAAAAAAGUGGUAAACCGAUGGGAGCACUCAAUAAAAUUAUAAAUAUUGUUCAAGAAAAAAAGAAAAGCAUACUUGAUUUGAUUGAAAGGAAAAAGAAUUCCAAAAGUGAUCGAUGGUCACUAAUAGAAAAAACAGAAGUUGAUAGUACUUUAAUGAAGUUAAAAGGGGUAUUAAAAAUUGGUAUUCUUUUGUGUGAGAAUAGUAGUCGACAUGAUACAUCACCUAGUGCUGGUUUAAUAAUUGAUGCAACACUUACUCAAAUAAGUCGUGCACCUGAGAACGAAAGCGAACUAUUAUGGUAUAGACUUUUAGAUACAUUCGUAGAGGCAACAAACGCGAUAACCACCAGCGUUGUGCCACCUAUUCCUCCUUUGAUGUCACAAAAGCUUAUAGAGAAUGGACAAUCGUCAUCAUAUGAAAUACCGAGAUCACCUAUACCUCCUCAUAUUGCCAAUCACCUAAUUACAUCUUUCAAAUCCUUCGUUCAAUCAAUUAUGAAAUCUCUAUUGGGAAGAAGAUUUUUAUCCAUAGAAUCAUCGUGA